Messenger RNA from Dermatophagoides pteronyssinus (European house dust mite), 550 nucleotides. Its product is annotated as large ribosomal subunit protein eL34-like. Lineage: Eukaryota; Metazoa; Arthropoda; Arachnida; Sarcoptiformes; Pyroglyphidae. Gene Ontology annotation, biological process: translation. Gene Ontology annotation, molecular function: structural constituent of ribosome. The record is from RefSeq and is a predicted model, not a curated record. Gene Ontology annotation, cellular component: ribosome.
AUUGUGAUCAUUUCCUUUUGCUCGUGUGUGUGCGUGUGCAUGAUUUGUGUUCUUUUUGGUUUUGGUUUUUCUCGAAUUUUGAUUCACCAAUUUUUAUAUAAUCAUUUCAACCAUGGUCCAAAGAUUGACUUAUCGACGACGAUUGUCGUAUAAUACACAAUCAAAUCGAAGAAAAAUUUCGAAAACUCCUGGAGGUAAAUUGGUAUAUUUAUAUACGAAAAAAUCCGGAUCCGUAGCAAAAUGUGGUGAUUGUAAAAAUAAAUUACGUGGUUUAGCAUAUGCUCGUCCACGAGAAUUGACUCGAUUAUCACGACGACGUAAAACAGUUACCCGAGUUUAUGGUGGAACAAAAUGUGCACAAUGUGUUCGAUCACGUAUUGUACGGGCAUUUUUGAUUGAAGAAGAAAAGAUUGUAGCCAAAGUAUUGCGUGCACAACAAAAAACCGCAAAACCAGCAGCGGGUACUUCGGAUAAGAAAUAAAUUUUGUAAUCUAACAACAUAAGAAAUGAUUGACUUUUUUUCAAAUAAAAUGGAACAAAACAUUUUAAA